AUGGCCGAUUGGCAGUAUCCUCCGAGAAAACCGUCCGCCGCGCCAUUCGCCGCCGCCGCCUUCUUCUUCAUCCAAAAGCUCAGAGAUCACGCGCCGCACUCCCCUCGACUAACCGGAUUCGCGACGCUAGUGAUCUCCAGCGCUAUUUUGCUGUUCCUCAGCGGUCUAACCCUAACCGCGACGUUUCUCGCUCUAAUUUUCUUCAUUCCGUUGAUCCUCAUCUCCAGUCCGAUCUGGAUUCCUCUCAGCAUUCUGAUUUUCAUCUCCGCAACCUUCUUAGCGACGCUUUUCGGAUUUUCUGUCGCAACGGCGACGACGCUGUCCUGGAUCUUCAAGUAUCUCAAAAACGGUUCGAAACGGUUGAAUUCGACGGCGAGGUAUUCCGCAGAUUAUGCUAGGGAACCGCACGGUGAGUAUUUCCAGAGUAAGGCUAAGGAUGCAGCUCCUGGUGCUUGA
This is a messenger RNA of Andrographis paniculata, 456 nucleotides long. RefSeq names its product oleosin G-like. Gene Ontology annotation, biological process: lipid storage. The coding region runs from base 1 to 456 and encodes 151 amino acids. NCBI's taxonomy places the organism in Eukaryota, Viridiplantae, Streptophyta, Magnoliopsida, Lamiales, Acanthaceae. Gene Ontology annotation, cellular component: monolayer-surrounded lipid storage body; membrane. The transcript has a single exon. The record is from RefSeq and is a predicted model, not a curated record.